This is a messenger RNA of Uranotaenia lowii, 3721 nucleotides long. RefSeq lists its product as uncharacterized. Gene Ontology annotation, cellular component: membrane. Lineage: Eukaryota; Metazoa; Arthropoda; Insecta; Diptera; Culicidae. The record is from RefSeq and is a predicted model, not a curated record. Gene Ontology annotation, molecular function: symporter activity. Gene Ontology annotation, biological process: transmembrane transport; sodium ion transport. The transcript is spliced from 15 exons. Bases 244 to 3573 code for a protein of 1109 amino acids.
AGAAGAUGCAUAGAGUUGUUCGUCAGAAACCGUUAGUCGAUACGCGUGCUCGUUGACGAUCAAGGCGCUCUGUUCUUGGCACACUUGAGUAUAAAAGAUAAGAAUAAGUACUCGCUAAGUUGAAGGGAAAACAUAAAACCAGUAGCUGGAACGGAAGAUUGGAGGACUUCUGUGGCGCCCGCGGACAUUAGGGCUCUCAGUUGACAUUUGCCAUUCUCCGGAAUCGCACAAAAUUGCUAACAAAUGGCGGAUGUGACGGAACGUUUGACAACCCCGGAUACCGUAGGAAGUACGGCUUCGACUGGAGGAUACUAUCCACAGACCACCAUUAGCCAUGGCCAAAGUGUGGAUGAAAUUAGUAAAUCCCUGCAACGGUUCAAUUGGCCCGAUUAUCUGGUCUUCGUGAUGAUGCUGCUAAUUUGUAUCUGCAUCGGAAUAUUCUACGGGUACCAGGAUCACAAAAAGCACAAAAAACGACAAACUGCUCGCAGGGAUUCGGAGGCUCUGGACUAUCUGGUAGGAGGACGGAAGAUGAAAAUAUUUCCGGUGGCAGUUUCUUUGGUGGCCAGUUGGAUCUCCGGAAUAUCGCUGCUGGGAACGUCAACGGAAAUUUACAUAUAUGGGACGCAGUACUGUUACAUCGUGUUUGCCAUUGUGAUGACAGGAAUAGCUAUGCACUAUAUUUUCCUGCCAGUUUUCCAUGAUCUGCAAAUCACUUCAGCAUACGAGUACCUCCAACUGCGUUUCGAUAAACGGAUGCGUCUGGUUGGAUCUCUUCUAUUCACAAUAGCUUCGAUAUUAUGGCUUCCGAUCGUUAUCUACGUACCGGCACUGGCUUUCAAUCAAGUGUCAGGAGUGAACAUUCACAUUAUAACUCCGAUUGUUUGUUUGGUCUGCAUUUUCUACACCAGUAUCGGAGGAUUGAAGGCGGUAGUAUGGACCGAUGUCAUUCAAACAGCAAUUAUGGUCGGAGCGAUGAUAAUAGUCAUGAUUAAGGGCACUAUGGAUGUUGGUGGAUUAGGCGUUUUGAUUGAGAGAAAUUCUGCAGGUCAACGCUUUGAAAAACCAGACUUCGAUUUGGAUCCAACUUCUCGGCAAACCUUCUGGAAUCUGUUCGUUGGUGGAACUUUCUUUUGGACAUCAACAAAUGCUAUCAAUCAGAACAUGAUUCAGAGAUAUCUUUCGUUGCCAACGCUGCGUGCCGCCAGGAAAGCUUUGAUCUGUUACUUGAUCGGAACCACGGUAGUUCUGUCCUUUUGCUGCUAUAACGGCCUCUUGAUCUAUGCCAUGUAUCACGAUUGUGAUCCUCUGAGCACUGGAUUGGCAAAGGCCAAGGACCAACUUGUACCACUUCUCGUGAUGGAAGUUUUAGCAAUGUAUCCAGGACUCGCCGGUUUGUUCGUUGCUGGUAUAUUCAGCGCUGCUUUAAGUUCACUAUCAACUGGACUCAAUGCGUUAUCUGCCAUCGUUUUGGAAGACUUUUGCAAACCAUUCGUCAAAAGACCCCUGACAGAAACACAAAUCAGAUACCUGAUGAGAUCAACGGUUUUAUUUUUCGGAGCUCUGGCCGUUCUUUUGGUAGUAGUUGUUGAAAAGAUGGGAGCUGUUCUUCAACUUUCUAUGAGUUUGGGACCUGUAACGUUGGGACCUUUGUUUGGUCUAUUUGUUAUGGGAAUGUUCUUCCCUAGGAUUGAUGGAACGAGCGCCAUAAUAGGAACGAUAGGAGGAUUAGCAACCAUGUCAUACAUUGUGAUACGUUCUCAAAUUUCUAUUGCAAUUGGUGAGAUUGUAUUCACCGAAAAGCCAGUCACGAUUGAAGGAUGUGCUUACGACUUUACGCGUCUGAACAAAACGUCUGCAUUCCCCAUAGACGGAUCCGAUUCUGGUACCGGAAAAUCUCUUCACCACGUGUCAUUUCUUUACUACUGUAUGAUCGGAUCGAUGGUACCAACUAUUAUCGGCUAUAUCAGCGCCGUAAUUUCCCGAUCGAUAGCCAUCAAUGACGAGAAAGAAAGAGACAUUGACCCUCUUCUGUUGGCACCGUUCCUCCGGAAAUAUUAUCAACCCAAAGACGUUAAAAACAUGAAGGAAGUGGUUCAUGAAUUUGAAACCAAAGACAUUCACUUUUCCAUCAGUAAGUUCAAUUUGUUUUUUCUUUUCUUUCAGUACCUACAGUUGCGCUUCGAUUCCCGGAUACGGAUGUUUGGAUCGGGUCUUUUCAUGAUGGCAUGUCUAUUGUGGAUGCCAAUUGUGAUUUAUGUUCCUGCUCUGGCGUUUAAUCAAGUUACUGGAAUCAAUAUACACACCAUUACUCCUGUCGUUUGUGUCAUAUGCAUUUUCUACACAAGUUUGGGUGGAAUGAAAGCAGUUGUAUGGACGGAUGUAGUUCAAUCGAGCAUAACCUUUGGGGCGCUAUUGGUGGUUCUGAUCAAAGGAAUUGUCAACGUUGGAGGUUUCUCGGUGAUCAUUGAACGAAAUCUGGCAACUGGUCGACUUGAACUGCCGAACUUCGAUCCGGAUCUGACCCUACGUCACACGGCCUGGACCAUGUGGAUCGGAGGAACUGUCUGGUACACCUAUGGAACCUCCUGCAGUCAGGAUAUGAUUCAACGUUACCUUUCGCUACCUUCGCUGGCUGCCGCAAGAGCUGCCUCCAGGUGGUUUACCUUUGGAAUGAUCCUGGUGCUCUCGCUAAUGUUCAGCAUGGGGAUGGUCAUUUUUGCAACGUAUCAUGAUUGCGAUCCAUUGACAACAAAUCUCGCCAAAGCGAAGGAUCAGCUAGUACCCUUAUUUGUAAUGGACACCUUCAGGGAAUAUCCUGGUGCUACGGGAGUGUUCGUCGCGGGAAUAUUCAGUGCAGCUCUCAGCUCCCUCUCAUCGGCGCUCAAUGCCCUGGCAGCUAUCUCGUUUGAAGACUUUUGUAAACCAUACUUUGGUAGCUCUCUUACCGAAAAACAAACCGGAUACAUACUGCGAGGAUCGGUCAUUCUCUUUGGGGUCGUUUCCGUUCUGCUGAUCUACAUAGUAGAACAUCUGGGCGCUGUGAUGCAACUGACAAUGACUCUCAGCUCAACUGCAGGCGGUCCCUUGUUUGGUUUGUUUUUGAUGGGUGUGUUGAUGCCUUGGGUGACCACUACUGGAGCUCUGACAGGAGGAAUUGCAGGACUGCUAUCCAUGUGUUACCUCUGUUUCCGAUCUCAAGCUGAUAUGGCGGCUGAAUUGAUCGUGUACAGCACAAAACAGGUCAAUAUCACAGGAUGCACCUAUGAAUAUGUAAAUUCCACAAGCCCAGAGGUCACCUUCGAGGAGAUGGAAAAAUCACUGCAUCAUAUUUCCUAUCUCUAUUUCACCUUGUUUGGAGCAUCGAUUUCUUGCUUGGUAGGUUCACUGGUAAGUUUAAUCAAAAGUGGAUCCACCAAGAAACACUUUGAACAGUUGGACCCACAACUGUUGGCGCCGUUUAUUAGGAAAUUUCUUCCGGAUCACACGAAAACGUACGGAGCUGUUUCUGUCAAUAGCGAUAAACCUACCCCCGAAAGUAUGCCUAGUAAUGAUCUCAAUCAACCUGAAUAAAUGGAUGUAGAAGAACUGUAUUAAAUAUAAAAUUUUUAGUUGUUGAGUUUUUUUCAAAAGAGGAAAGUAUUAAUACUAAAUUCAUAAAUUUUCAUGAUUACCUAGAUAUUUCAUUUUUUAUAUUUGGUAAGAUCGAUAAAUAAAUGUU